This is a messenger RNA of Ficedula albicollis (Collared flycatcher), 2085 nucleotides long. RefSeq names its product B-cell CLL/lymphoma 7B (gene BCL7B). The coding region runs from base 1 to 669 and encodes 222 amino acids. The record is from RefSeq and is a predicted model, not a curated record. NCBI's taxonomy places the organism in Eukaryota, Metazoa, Chordata, Aves, Passeriformes, Muscicapidae. The transcript has 7 exons.
AUGUCGGGGCGCUCGGGGCGGGGUGCUGAACUGACGCUCCUUUGGGCCAACCAGAGCGUGGCGGGGUGGCGGGGUGGCGGGGUUUCUUGCCGUGGUGCCCCUGGCCCGGUCCGGCCCGUCAGCGUUUUGUCCUGCAGGGAAAAGAAGUGGGUGACGGUGGGCGACACGUCCCUGCGGAUAUUCAAGUGGGUGCCGGUGGCGGACAGUAAGGAGAAAGAGAAAUCCAAAUCGAGUAGCAGCACGGCCCGAGAACCCAAUGGAUUCCCAGCUAACACCUCUGCCAACUCCUCCCUCCUUCUGGAGUUCCAAGGUGCUGUCUCUGCAGAUGAGAACAGCAACCAGAGCUCCCUGUCUGAUGUGUACCAGCUCAAGGUGGACAGCAGCCCCAACUCCAGCCCCAGUCCUCAGCAGAGCGAGUCCAUGAGUCCUGCCCACACGUCUGACUUUCGCACGGACGACUCACAGCCUCCCACCCUGGGGCAGGAGACCCUGGAAGAUCCCUCCCUGCCUUCCUCAGAAGUGGCAGAUGAGCCUCCCACUCUCACAAAAGAAGAGCCGGUCCCCCUUGAGACUCAGGUAACUGAAGAGGAGGAGGACUCCAGUGCACCCCCUCUGAAGAGAUUUUGUGCUGACCAGAACUCUGUGUGCCACACAGCCUUGGAGAGCUAACCUGCCUGGCCUGGCACCUUCGUCAGCCCCUUGCAGAGCCACCUGGCUUCCCCAGGACCAGCGCUUCCCUCCAGCCUGCCCCUUCCCCAGUGUCGGGGCUCCCACCACUCGCAUCAAGUGCACCCUUCCGUUCCCUGCCCUGCCCUGCCCUGCCCGACAGAUGGGCCCGCUGCCAGUACCUGCAAAUUUGUCUCUAUUUAUUGGCUCCCUCUCUCCCUGCUCCCUGCCCUAGAGCUGGGGGUCUCCGCUGGGUGGGCUGCAUGGGUAAGGGGGUUCUCCAUGGGGCUCCCUACUCUCCCUGGUCUCCAGGGCGCUGGCAGAUGCUGUUUGCCUGCUCAUGGCUCCCCUGUCUGCCCUUCCCCUGGGUGCUGGGAACAGGAGAGCCACCUUCCACCUGCUCCAGGUGAUGUGUCCACUCGGCUGUGGGAGCAGGUGGUGGGGAGUGUGGGGUGCAGUGAGGGGAGGCCAGCAGGGACCCAUUGGGACGCUGUGCAAUAAGCUGCUAGUUUAAGCCAUUCAUACUGGGAGAGAGGGGAGCACUUUCCCCUCCUGGAGGGCAGGUACUGACCGGCCUCAGCUCUGCCGCGGGGCACAACUCCAGCCGAGUGGAAUUUGCAGUCCCUCGGAAGCUGGCAGAGUAUGGGAAGCCGCUGCCCUGUGCUGCAGGGCCUUGCCCUGGCCUAGGUACCCGUUAUCCCCGGGAUGGGGAAGGAAGCGGCAGGGUGCUGGAGCCCCCGGGAAGCGCUCCCGCCUUGGAGCUCUGCUGCCCCCCGAUACCUGCUGCCCCUUCCAGCCCCACUCUCCCCUCGCUGCCACUGCAUGUCCCGCCGAGUCCGUGAUCGAGCCUGGUGAAGCUGGAGGCGCCGCUGCGCGUGGAAGUGGAAAGUUAUUUUAGCACUGAAUAGAAUAUUUUUAAAAUUAAACUGUUUGAAAUACAGAUGCAGAGCACGAUGUCGGCCGCGCAGUGCCGGGUGGGGAGGGGCGGUGCGGAAAGAGAAGGGCAGGGAAGUUUCUGCUACAGGGGGCCCGGUGGCGGCAGUCACCGCCUGCCGCGCACACGGAGCUCGCUCGGAGCCCGGUUCCCGUUUCCCGCACUUCCCUCGCUGCCGGUGGCUGGCGCUAUGCGGAGCAGGCGGCCCCGAGCCCGGGCGGCCGUAGCGCCCGGCGGAGCGGCUCCGACCACGGCCCCGGCCCCGGGCUCUGCCCGCUCCGUAGCCGUCCCUGCCCACCCAAGGGGCUCUGCCCGCGCCUCCUCGCCGUCAGGGACCGCGGGGGCCGGGAGAAAUGCGCCGGGCCUGCGGGAAGCGGGGAUGUGCUUCGGACGUGACUUCAGGGCAGUGCCAGAGCGUCCCAGCAGUUCCCCUCAUUAACUCGCGGCCUCCGCACCAGCCCGCUCAGACCUGACUACCCUUGCAA